Messenger RNA from Salvia splendens (bonfire salvia), 1088 nucleotides. RefSeq names its product transcription factor bHLH93. Gene Ontology annotation, biological process: regulation of DNA-templated transcription. Gene Ontology annotation, cellular component: nucleus. The transcript is spliced from 4 exons. Bases 83 to 937 code for a protein of 284 amino acids. The record is from RefSeq and is a predicted model, not a curated record. Gene Ontology annotation, molecular function: sequence-specific DNA binding; protein dimerization activity; DNA-binding transcription factor activity. NCBI's taxonomy places the organism in Eukaryota, Viridiplantae, Streptophyta, Magnoliopsida, Lamiales, Lamiaceae.
UGCAUCAGCAUCUCUAUCUCUGUUGUGUUUGGUUUUGAGAGAGACUACUUGAAUCUCUGCUUCAUCUUUGUGUUAGAGAGAGAUGGAGUACUAUACAAAUGAUCACCAUGGUUUAUUGAAAGAGUUACUAUGUCUGGAUCAUUGCACAAAUCAAGAAUCUUACCCAAAUACUUAUAUUAACAUCCCUUCAACAAAUGAUUGCUUCCAAAACCUCUCGUCCUACGCCGACGAGCUAUCACCGCCCGACUUCACUGUCGAUUCCUCCACUUUCAGCCUCCAUCCCCAAACGCUCCCUUACCACUUCACAUACGGCCUCCAAAAUACGGAUACCGGGGCCCCAUGUGAACCCCAACCCGUAUCCGAAACCCCCAUUUUCAACAUCGGACUAUUUUGCCCUGAGAAGAAGAAGAAGAAGAAGCUCAAUGGCCAGCCGUCGAAGAACCUCAUGGCGGAGAGGCGGCGCCGGAAGCGCCUCAACGACCGCCUCUCCAUGCUCAGAUCAAUUGUUCCCAAAAUUAGCAAGAUGGACAGAACAUCGAUUUUGGGAGACGCCAUAGACUACAUGAGAGAGCUGCUGGAGAGAAUCAACAAAUUGCGAGAGGAAACGCAUUUGGGGGAAAAUCAAUUGAGCGUCAUGAGCAUAUUCAAGGAUGCCAAACCUAAUGAUUGUUCGCCCAAGUUUGAAGUGGAGAGAGGAAAUCUGGAUACGAGAAUCGGGAUUAGGUGCGAGACGAAGCCAGGAUUGUUGCUGUCAAUGGUGACCACAUUGGAAGCAUUAGGGCUGGAGAUUCAUCACUGUGCUAUCAGCUGUUAUAAUGACUUUGCUCUGCAAGCCUCUUGCUCAGAGGAUUUGAAGAAGAAGAUGGCGAAUUUGGAUCCAGAAGAGAUAAAGCAUUCGCUUCUCAGAAACGCAGGAUAUGGCGGGAAGUGUGUGUAGCAUAUUAUUGGUUGGAUUUGUUUUGAUUUCUCAUUUCUGGAUAUAUAUUCUCUCUUUUUGGGGAAUCUGUUUCCUUUUUCUGGAUUCUAUUGGUAGUGAUGAAAUCACACCUUCGUUAUUAUCUAAAAUAAAUGGAUUCUCUUAGGGACAA